CGGUCGGAAGCAAAGGCUAAAACACCAAUGUCUUUUUUUUGAGAGCCAACCAGCCUCAGCGCGCGCGCGCGUGCCUGUGCAGCUUGGCUGCGGGGCUAGAGCAGCAGCGAUGGCGGCGUCCGUGGCCUUCUCCCCCGCAUGCAGGCGGCUCCCCUGCAACCCCCUCUCCGCCUACACCGCCGCGCCGUCUCUCGUCCGCCUGGCGGGAUCCUCCAGGCGCCUCCGCCGCGCCUGUGCCUCGGCGGAGCCGGCCGGCGAGCUGGACGGGCUGGUGCCGGCGGGGCUGCUCGAGGAGCUGCCGGAGGGCCUCGCCUUCCAGGGCGCCCCUGGCGGCAGCGGAGGCGGCGGCGGCCACACGAUGCUCGACCGCGGCAUCAACGCGGCCAUCGUGCUCGGCGCCAUCACCUUCGCGCUCACCAAGCUCCUCACCGUCGACCAGGAGUACUGGCAUGGGUGGACUAUCUUGGAGAUCCUGCGGUACAUGCCACAGCACAACUGGUCGGCGUACGAGGAGGCCCUCAAGGCCAAUCCGCUUCUUGUUAAGAUGAUGAUCAGUGGCAUCGUCUAUUCCCUCGGCGACUGGAUAGCCCAGUGUUACGAAGGGAAGCCCAUCUUCGAGUUUGACCGUGCUCGCAUGUUCCGGUCUGGCCUCAUAGGGUUCACCCUUCAGGGAUCUCUUUCCCACUACUACUACAAUCUCUGCGAGUCGGUGUUUCCGUGCAAGGAUUGGUGGGCUGUACCUGUCAAGGCUGCAUUUGAUCAGACAGCUUGGUCUGGGCUGUGGAACACCAUCUACUUCGUCGCCUUGGGAUUCCUUCGGUGGGAAUCUCCGUCCACCAUAUUCAGCGAGCUCAAGUCCACCUUCUUCCCCAUGCUUACUGCUGGAUGGAAGCUGUGGCCAUUCGCACACUUAAUUACAUAUGGUGUGGUUCCUGUCGAACAUAGACUUCUCUGGGUCGACUGUGUCGAGAUAAUCUGGGUCACCAUCUUGUCAACUUACUCGAACGAGAAAUCUGAAGCAAGGAUCUUAGACGAUUCCUCCACAACAGAUACGCGGGACAACUCCAGAUAGCACAUACUUCAUGUUUUGUUGUUUUAUAGAUUGGAACAACAGAAACUGCUCCGGCUUGCUUUGAGAUUGUAUAAAUUGUAUGUACAGUUAGUUACCAGUGCUGCGUGUGUAAAAAACCUUGCAUCUAUUGCAAACAAAUUGUGCUGGCCAAACAAAACAGAAAAUAAAUGGUCUCAAGGGAGAUCAACUCCCGAUGAAAA
Aegilops tauschii subsp. strangulata is the source of this 1272-nucleotide messenger RNA. RefSeq names its product protein SYM1. The record is from RefSeq and is a predicted model, not a curated record. Gene Ontology annotation, cellular component: cytoplasm; membrane. NCBI's taxonomy places the organism in Eukaryota, Viridiplantae, Streptophyta, Magnoliopsida, Poales, Poaceae.